This is a messenger RNA of Zingiber officinale, 3111 nucleotides long. RefSeq lists its product as uncharacterized. NCBI's taxonomy places the organism in Eukaryota, Viridiplantae, Streptophyta, Magnoliopsida, Zingiberales, Zingiberaceae. The transcript is spliced from 8 exons. Bases 53 to 2893 code for a protein of 946 amino acids. Gene Ontology annotation, molecular function: protein binding. The record is from RefSeq and is a predicted model, not a curated record.
CGCAAGCUCCUCGAGAAGUCGUCUAAGGCCGUUGCCGGAGAUUUUCCCUCCGAUGCAUCCGGCGCAGCAACAAGAGGGCGAUUUCAUGCAUCAGUUCCCGGGCCCACAACCUCACCCCACGGGGAUGGAGUCGUCGUCGAUGGCCGUCGCCGGAGAUUUCCAUCAGACGCUCGCGGCGCAGCAACAGCAGGGCGAUUUCAUGGAUCAGCACCCGGGCCCACCACCUUUCAUGGUCCCGCCACCACCUGUCCAAAUGGGCGCACCACCUAUGCCGCCACCCGUUCAAAUGGGCCCACCACCACUAAUGGGCCCACCUCCUUUCCCGCCGCCUGUUCAAAUGGACCCAUCACCUAUGUCGCCGCCUGUUCAAAUGGAUUGGGCCACCACCUGUAACGACGCCGCCGCCGCCGCCGUUCAAAUGGGCCCACCACCUAUGCCGCCACCCGUUCAAAUGGACCCACCACCACUAAUGGGCCCACCACCUAUGCCGCCGCCUGUUCAAAUGGGCCCACCUCCUUUCCCACCACUUGUUCAAAUGGGCCCACCACCUAUGCCGCCGCCUGUUCAAAUGGGCCCACCUCCUUUCCCGCCACCUGUUCAAAUGGGCGCACCGCCUUUCAUGGGCCCGCCAAGCUUCCCGGCGUUCCCCGGCGACUUCGAGAUGGCGGAGCCGCGAUACCAGCUGCCACGCCCGCCCCGGUUCACGGAAUACCCGAGCUUCGCGUCGAUAGAGAGCAGCGACGACGACGAGGUGGAGGAGAUUCGGCCGUCGCCCGAGUUUGACCAGAAGCACCACCGGCAGGUCAACAAGUUGAUCCGUGACGAGGACAGUCGUGAGCUCGAGAAUCUGGCCACGAAACCUGACGGCCAGCUGGUCAACCUCAUGGGCGACCCCCUGCUCAGCGUCGUCAUCUCCUGCCAGAAAACCCAGAUCGCGCUUAAACUCAUCGGCCUGCCAGACUGCAAUCUCGCCGCUAAGAACUACAACGGCGACACGGCGCUGCAUGUGGCCGCCAUCGCAGGCGACCGGAAGGUGGCGAAGGCAUUGCUGACCAAGUCCCCCCAACUGGCGGAGAAACGAAACAACAAGGGGGAGACGCCGCUGCACAAGGCGGCGCUCUACGGGCGGAGGGAUAUAUUUUUCCUUCUGGUGAGCAAGGGGCAAAUCUCGCCGGAAGACCGGACGGACGACGGCGCCACCGCACUCCAUUGCGCCAUCAUGGGCAAUGCACAGGAGCUGGCGUUGACGAUUGCGACGAGAUGGCCGCAGUUAGCGAUGAGCCGGAAUAACGCGGCGGUGACGCCGUUGCAACUGCUGGUGACCAUUCCCGAGGCAUUCCGGAGCCAAUUAGUUCUCGGCUCACUCGAUGACCUCCUUUAUAACUGGAUUCCCCUGCCCAAGGACACUCGCAAGGGCCGUGUAGAAGACUUCGAGGACGAGGACCUUGAGGAUGAAAAUUCAGAAAAAGCUGAAGAUGAAGAAAAGGGUAUCAAGGCAUUUCGCUCAAAGUUCCCUUCUGAAUGCAAGACUUUUCUCGACCUAGUGGAACUCACCAUUAUCAUGCCGGGAAGAUGGAUUCGUAUGUUAUUUUACAUAAUUCUAAGACCAAGUCACAUAUUUCUUUUCAAAUUUCUGAGGCAAGUUUCGCCCAGAGUUAGAAGACUCAACCAGCUGAAAGAAACCCACAGGGACGCCAUAAAACUGAUAGAAUGCAUAGCGAAGGAUCCUGCGUACUUCGAUUUCUGCUCCAAGGGAGGAAGAAGUGAGAACCAGGCUCCGGCGUCGUCGACAGGCUUCUACUUCACCUCGCCACAUGGCAUUCCGGGCCGUCAGAACUGGUCGAAUUCCGAGCAGCGCAACCUCCUGUACGCGUUCGUCGACAAGCUCCUCAUCCUCGACGACGCCACAGGCGGCAGCAACGCGCCGGCGAUCAAGGGGCUUCUCCGGAGCGCGAAUAGGGCGCUGGAGUCGAUGUCGUCGGUGCGGGACUGGUCGGAGCCGCCGUUGAUCAUGGGGGCGGAGAUGGGCCUGCACGAAUUCGUGGAAAAGAUACUCCAGGUGUGCCCGCAGUCGGCGACGUACUUGGACAGCCGCGGCCGGAACGUCCUCCAGGUGGCGAUCGAGUGCGGCAACCGGGAGAUCGUGGAGACCAUCCGCCGGAUGACGGCCGGCGACAACCCUGUCCUGCCCUCCUGGCUGCUCUCGCACACCGAGUCGAGGAGGACCAUCCUCCAUUUUGCCUCGGAGAGGAUUCCUCCCGAUACGGACGACGCCGUGCAAUUGCAAGACGAACUCCUUUUUUUUGAGACGGUGAAAGAGAUGGUGCCGAAGGAGCUGGUGUACAGCCGGAACAAGGAGGAGAAGACGGCCCAAGAGGUGUUCAGCGAGAGCCACAAGGAGAUGCUGCAUAGCUGCAAGAACCAGCUGACGGAGAUGGGGAAGACCUGCGCGGGGCUGGUGGCUGCAGUGGUGUUCGCGUCGAGCUUCUCGAUCCCCGGCGAGAAAGACGAAAAGACAGGGAACCCGGUGUACAUGAACAGGCUGCCCUUCAAGAUCUUCUCCCACACCUACGUCAUCGGCCUCUCCUGCGCCGCCACCUCGCUGGUCCUCUUCCUCUCCCUCAUCAUCUCGCCCUACAAGGAGCAGCAGUUCCGGCGGGCCAUUCCGACCAAGUACUUCUUGGCCUGCUUGUCCUUCGCCAUGGCGCUCUUGGCGCUGCUCGUCGCCUUCACCUGCAACAUCUUCCUGCAGAUUUACGGCGGGCAGAGGACGGAGUCCGACGACCUAAUUCCGCUCAUACUAGAGCUCAUCGUCUUCCCUGCCCUCUGCUUCAUUGUGCUGUACUACAGGGGAGCAACUUUUUCGCCGGCCUUCAGGCGUAUUUGGAAGUAGAUAACCAAAGUCAUGCGGUGCUCAGUAGUCUGCCUGAAGUUUUGAGAUUUGGUGCAUUGCUGCGUUGGUGGAUUGCUCAGCGUAGAGAUUUGUUAUUGUCGAUGAGAUGGACAUCGCUCCACAUUCGAUUCGCUAUCAUAUCUCUCAAUGUAUUAAUAUUUUUCGUUGUUGUUCUUGAGUAACAAAUAAUUGAUCAAAGCAAUCAACAUUUCUGACAA